AUGUGUGGGGCUGGUGCCUGCGGGAUGUGGGGCCAGUGCCCCGGUAGUGGGGAGGUAGGGCCUGGUGUUGGGGGUCUGGGAGACAAGUGGGCACUGUGGUGGCAUCAGUGUGCGACAGACCGCCCGAGGACCACCACCACGCCGCUCCGCUCCCCUCAGCUUACAGGGCAGAAACUGUCAACAUCAGCGCAGGAGGACCAGGACGUGUGUUGAGGCAGCGCUCAUCUUCUGCGAACAACAAUGGCUGACGGCAAGGACAUUGGAAUAUUGGUACUGCGAGUGUUGGUGGGCUUGGUGUACACGGUGUACUGCGUGCUCGAGGCCCUGGUACUGACCUUCAUACCUCGCAGAUACCGCAGGAAGAACAUCAAGGGCCACAUCGCCCUGGUGACGGGCGGCGGCUCUGGCAUCGGUCGACUCAUGUGUCUGAAACUGGCGCGGAGAGGCGCCAUCGUCGUCACCUGGGACGUCAAUGAGGAAGGUAACGCGGAGACAGUGCGUCAGGUGGUGGAGCUGGGCGGACAGUGUCGGGCCUACACCGUCGACCUGUGCAGCAGGCACGCCAUCUACGCCACCGCCGCUAAGGUCAAGCAGGAGGUCGGCAAGGUGGACAUCCUGGUAAACAACGCCGGGGUGGUCACCGGCAAGAGACUCCUUGACUGCCCAGACGAGAACAUCAUCAGGACCUUCGACGUCAAUAUUAUGAGUCACUUCUGGACAACCAAGGCGUUCCUGGGAGACAUGAUGGCCAGGGGCAAGGGCCACAUCGUCACCAUCGCCUCCAUGGCCGGCAAGGUCCCCUGCAACCGGCUCGUCGACUACUGCUCCUCCAAGUUCGCCGCGGUGGGCUUCGAUGAGACCCUUCGCUAUGAACUGAGGGUUGACGGCCACACCGGCAUCCACACCACCGUCGUGUGUCCAGUCUUCAUCUCCACCGGCAUGUUCCAGGGCUUCCAGAGCAAGUACCUGCCCGUCCUGGAGCCGGAGUGGGUGGCGGAGGAGGCCGUGGACGCCAUCUUGCUCAAUACUCGCGUCCUCCACCUGCCCUCCACCAUGAAGAUCAACCUCUUCCUUAACCUACUACUGCCGCAGAAGGUCAUGUUCUACCUCAGUGACUGCCUCGACGUCAACCACAUGAUGGACAAUUUCGUCGGGAGGAAGAAGGUCCAGUAGUGUGUUCAAGGUAGUGGAGAGUUGCUUAAUAAGACCAGCGGAGACCUCUCCACCACUGGCUGUGUGGGCCGCACCCUCCACUUCCUCUGUGUGCUGGGUUUUAUAAAUAUUAUGAACAAAAUCUACACACACCACACACACACACCACACACACACACACACACCACACACACAC
Molecule: messenger RNA, 1348 nt
Organism: Procambarus clarkii (red swamp crayfish)
Lineage: Eukaryota; Metazoa; Arthropoda; Malacostraca; Decapoda; Cambaridae
Product: epidermal retinol dehydrogenase 2
Cellular component (GO): lipid droplet
Molecular function (GO): oxidoreductase activity, acting on the CH-OH group of donors, NAD or NADP as acceptor
Source: RefSeq, a predicted model, not a curated record